GUAAUUCUACACCAAUCCAACAAAGUAGUGAGGAAAAUUGUCGGUUCUUUUGUAAAUUUUUGAAUUUUUUUACACAAACAAAAAAUGGAACCCACUUUUAUUAGUGCCCUGCUUUUUUCGAUAUUUUGCCAUUGCACAGGCCUCUUUUACAAUCCGGUGGAGGCCAGUACGGAAUCAACUGUUUUUUUAAUUCUCGCCAUAAUUUUGCUGCAUAAAUUGAAAUUGAAGUACAACCUAAAUAUCAUUCAAAGUGUUGUGGCUAAAAUCCUUGAGGUUGCGUUCCUUUGUCUAACAAUACAAGUGCUAUUGGUGGUCAUUUGGUUCCCCGUCUUUCGAGCUCUGCAAUUCCUGGUGGAUGCAAUCUGCCAGAAACUGCUCAAUGCUGUGAGCGAUGAGCGGGCUUGGAUUGUGGAGAAAGUCAAUCACUCGGCGGUGACAGUGGUUCUACUGACCAUGGAAUCGACGGUGCUGCUCAAGGGUUUCGAGAUCGACGAUGUGCGGAAGUUGUUCGGCUCCAAGGACGAUUGUCUCUCACCCAGUGUCCUUUCAAUUGUGGCCAAGGAGGAGGUGAAAGCCUUUCGACGGGAAAUGAAAGAGUUGCAGAAACAGUCAAUCUUUCGAGCUGCUAGGAAGUGAAAUACUGAUGGAAUCAAAUAAAUUGGAGUCAACAGAACAAAAGUAUCGUGGCAAAGAUAAUAAAGUUUAAUAAAAAUUUUAGCAAAUAUA
Messenger RNA from Drosophila elegans, 726 nucleotides. RefSeq lists its product as uncharacterized. The record is from RefSeq and is a predicted model, not a curated record. The transcript has a single exon. Bases 85 to 636 code for a protein of 183 amino acids. Lineage: Eukaryota; Metazoa; Arthropoda; Insecta; Diptera; Drosophilidae.